Messenger RNA from Kwoniella mangroviensis CBS 8507, 897 nucleotides. RefSeq lists its product as uncharacterized. Lineage: Eukaryota; Fungi; Basidiomycota; Tremellomycetes; Tremellales; Cryptococcaceae. Gene Ontology annotation, biological process: transport. The coding region runs from base 1 to 897 and encodes 298 amino acids. The record is from RefSeq and is a predicted model, not a curated record. The transcript is spliced from 4 exons. Gene Ontology annotation, molecular function: transmembrane transporter activity.
AUGUUCGAGUUCCUCAUCACCCUCCUCCUUGCCACCGCAAUCAUGAUCUCUCUCAUGGCCGUGGGUGUCGCGAUAACGAUGCCCUUCCAUGGUGCUCUGGUCCGACUGCGGGCCAACUACAAUCCCCACGCUGUGGGUCUUGAUGCGCAGACUCGUGUCGGACCGACCCUCACCACCCUUGUCGGGACCCUCAAACGAACGAAAAGGCUCGAAGGAUGGUGGGGAUUAUGGAAAGGCACCUAUCCCACCCUCGCCUAUACCACGCUCGUGUCUAUCGCAUCCAUCAUCUUCGUUGGCGGAUCGUCCACUCGAGGUCCCAAAAACACCUACAGCGUCCCUGAAGCCGGGGGAGUACGAUCCAUCAUAACACCGUACAAACUUCCCAACAACCCCACGACGUCUCUCCGAGUAUUACUCUCUCCACACGAACUCGCCAAACCCCACCUCCUCUACCUCACGCCUGGUCUCCUUGCUACCACGUUCAUCCACUCCCUGUGUGUCACCCUGAUAGCCCGAACCAUGCGAGUAUUCUUCCUAGGUGCCUCCGCUCCCGAGGACAUCUCCGAUAACAUCUCCCCGUGGCGAUGGUUGAUCUUCAUCCUCUGGCAAGCAUUUGCCACCGGCUGGCUCACACCUCUCGAAGUCGUCAGCACCCGACUGUCCGUCCAGCCCAACACGCCAGGUGCCGUCGCAACCGAAGAAGAAGAACAAGGCCUUCCCGAAGGAGUAUCAUUCUGUGGAACGGACGAAGACGUUAUUGGUCUUCGACCCACUACCGACCCCUACCUCGGCAUGGUCGACUGCGGAAGAAAGGUCAUCGAGGAGGAAGGGUGGCAAAGUCUGUACCGAGGGUUCUGGUGGACCAUGCUGAGUAACGUAUUUGGAGCUUUCGCGUGA